GUCAUUGCCAGAGUUGCUGGUGCACCACACCUCGUUCUUCGUGAGCUGAAUACUUGGUCCACCCAUCGCGGUUGCCGCCGUCGAGAGAGUCCUCCUGCGUUCCCACCGACUCGUCCGCUCGGUACCACGACGUCAUGACCCGAGCGCAGCGGGACCCGACGUCCUUCUUCGAUGCGGCGCCGUUGUCCCCGUCCGAGUGUCAGAUGCUCAGUGAUAUUGGGAAAGCGUCCUUCUCCAAACUUCUUGAAACAACACGAUUCAUCCGACGCCUUGCCGAGCAAGAGAUGGGUGGAGACAAGCACACGUACGGUUCCACGAUCAGCAUCGCGGGGAGCUUGGAAGAAAUCGCUCACUUUUGCGUACGACUCGUGUCGUCUGGGGACUCCCCUGCACACCGCAAAAUUGCAGCUGAACUGUAUUGCCUCGAAUCUACGGCACGGCUUCAUGCGAUUGAAAUGCCCACUGCGUUGUCGCCGUUCCAUUACACAGGAUUGCGAUGGAGUCACAUCAAGUCCCCCAUGCGGAUGCUGCUGCGGGAUCGGGACUUUUGCACCAUUGAGUACCUGGACGAGUACAUCGACGAGAACGGCAAGCGAGGUUUUGCCAUGUGUUCCCACUCUGUUCCGCAUGCAUCAUGCCCUCCUCUUACCCACACGAACAACUAUGUCCGCGCGACUGUCCACCAUUCUGGGUAUGUCGUCACGGAGACUGAUAUUCCGAGCGUCCUCCGCGUGACAAUCUACUUUGACUACGGUGCGCCGGGAAAGAUGGCGCAAACUAAGCUGUUGCAGUCUUUGACGAAGCGCCGCAUCCGAAGAAUGGAAGAGAUUCACACUUUGAUCGGGAGCGGUUCCACGGUGAACCAUCAAUCCGUUCUCCAGGACAAUGACACAUGCGCGAUCUGCAGUCGCGGCUUCAAAGGUGGCAUGGCGCUCUUCCAGCGCAAGGUCGUGUGCCGAAUGUGCGAGCAGAUCGUGUGCAAGCGAUGCUCCAGCGAAGACAAACCUGGCGGGUACACCCGCGGCAGUGAACGCGUGUGUCACUCGUGCCUCCGAGACGUGCAUCCAGCGUUCGGUGGCGGUCGGUUUGCCCCGUAUGAAGGAAGUAGUGCCAUGUCCGCCAUCCACAGCGUCAGCAAUCAGAGCUAUUCGCAUUACGAUGGAUUGGAUUCCCAGCGCCACGCGAAUCAUCAUCAAUCAAACAUUCCCAACGAACAUGCCGCCGCGCAGCCGCUGUCGGCGAAAGGAUCGCUGAAUUUCAAUCGAUUCCAUUUUCCCGCCGCUGCUAAACCCACCUCCACUUUGACCACCAUGUCGUCGUAUGACGAGUACAGCCGAGGGAGCCGCACCAUGAGCUUCGACCGACGCGACAGCCGCGUACAAACACCGAGCUCUGAACACCGCUCAAUCUUUCGCCCACCGGAACGCAACUUGUCGGUGGAAAAUGUCUUAGAUCCACACCAACGUACAACAACCCCUCGGCGUCUUACUUCUGAUGCCGUGGGAGGAUAUUUGACACCCCGACGAAGGGAGAAGAACCCUGCCCAUGGGGUGUUCACUCCGAAACCGUCCUUGUCGACGACCGCAACUGGCUCUGCUACCUUCUCGGCGAUCCAAUCAGCACGCCCAAUACCCCAAGUGGUGUCAUUUGGAGAAUCUGCCGCUGCAGCUGCUGGAAAUCGAAACCACAAGAGCGAUUCUUUGUGCGACUUGUCCUACUUGAACGAAGUUAUGGUACGGGGACCAGGUGCAUCAUCGCCUUUGAAUACGUCCACAUCGGCCAAGUCCCGCAAGUCCAACCGGUCGUCGAACCAAUCGGGGCAUUCCACCGUUUCUGCAAAGUCGAAUUUGUCGGCGGCACACUCGGACGUCCCGCCGCCGCAACCACCUCGACAACUUUCCGACUUGUCGUAUUUGUCCAACUAUAAACAGUAAUUUAACGCGACCCUUCGCCGGAAUGUGCUGCAUGUUCCCGACGAUUUCCUUGGAAAUCGUCGACCAAACGUGCCGUCGCAGCAAGGGCGCGCCCUGUCG
Aphanomyces invadans is the source of this 2033-nucleotide messenger RNA. RefSeq lists its product as hypothetical. Bases 135 to 1934 code for a protein of 599 amino acids. NCBI's taxonomy places the organism in Eukaryota, Oomycota, Saprolegniomycetes, Saprolegniales, Verrucalvaceae. The record is from RefSeq and is a predicted model, not a curated record. Gene Ontology annotation, molecular function: metal ion binding; lipid binding. The transcript is spliced from 5 exons.